Molecule: messenger RNA, 1556 nt
Organism: Ceraceosorus guamensis
Lineage: Eukaryota; Fungi; Basidiomycota; Exobasidiomycetes; Ceraceosorales; Ceraceosoraceae
Exons: 5
Coding region: 123-1466 (447 amino acids)
Source: RefSeq, a predicted model, not a curated record
GCCAAGAUGACUCGGAAUUGCAGCGGUGGCUGCGUUGGCACACCCAAAUUGCGUGCCUUUUCCGCCGGUGGCGAGGCCGGUGCCGCGUGGCGGCUUGUAUGAAUCCAAGUGAUGAGUGGUGAAUGGGAAGCUUGGGAUACAAAGCGCUCGAUCUUCAGGCUUUAGGAUACCGUCGCUCUCUACUGCUCACUCAUUCGUUCAUUCUCCUUUCUGGUUCAAAGAAAGCAUCAAAGGACUCGCUGGUCGAGCAUUUCUUGAAAGUCUUCUGGCUUCAUCUUUCAGCAAGUUCCCUCCAACCUUUGACAAUUGCUUGCACCAUGCGUUCGUGCCGGCGCAUUCCUUUACCGGUGCAGGCGGGUUGGUCUUGCACUUUACUCUUCGUGCUCUUCGUCAUCAGCACACAUGGCAGGCCAUCUCCCCUUGGUUCACCCUCCAGAUUUCUCUCCUCUGCCGAGAAAAUUGAAGCCGAAAUGAAGGGCUCGCCGUCCAAUCUGGUCUCGAUUGCUAAGAAACCAGCACCCGAUGUUCCACCCAAUCAGCACAGCUUGCUCGAACACGAAGGCGUCCGAUAUCCCAGUCCGGAGCGCAAGGAAUACCAAGAAGAAUUUCGCCGUGUCUACACUCCGCCACUGACAGCAGACUCUGAGAGGGUGCAAGCUUACUACGAGGACCUCAAAAAGAAAAUGAUCAACAGUGGUGCUUGGGGUACGCCUCGUAUCAAACAUGCGCUCGGGUAUGCCCCCGAGCUGCACACGGGUUUCAUGCAUGGGCGGGUGCAUGAGGUCGCUUCUAAGCGGAUUUUGGACGAGCAUAGCGACAUCAUCAAGGGCGGUAGCUCUGGCCUUCGCAGGCGAGCACUGCCUCAGAAGCUCGUCGACCCCCGCACCGCUCUCCAGCCACUCAAAUCACCCUUGCUGGUCAAGCGUGAGCUUGCGCGAAUCUUAUCCCUGGCCAAGAAGCCCGCGAAGGGGAUCCCCGAAAGCGAGCACAGCUUGCUCGGUCAUGCCGGUCGACCUCCCUUGACGUUGAAGGAGCUGGAGACGGCGCACGUUCGCAAUCAUCCUUCUUGGGGAUAUCACCCUCCCGCGACCAAGGAAGAUGUGGACUUUUCUUACGGGCGCAUGAAGAACUUCAUGAAGCAACAGGGUGGAUGGGGUACGCCCAGCUUUCACAAGAAUUUGGACGAGUUCAUCUUGGGCACUGGGAAGUGGCAGGACGCUGGUCACCAAGCUCGCGAGAGAAUCAUCAGAGAGCAUUUGAGCAGCAUACACGCCGCCGGACAGAUGCAUCCUCUGUCGCACAUGUAUCCCGAAACAAAUCCUCCAGUCAAGGGUGUCUCAGCUGCCUUGCGAAAGUCGAACGAGCCUUUGCGCCGCCGAUCGGAUCGCAACGUCCACGUAAGUGAUCAGGCGCUCAAAUUGUCCGAGUCACGCAGAAUCACCGCGGUAGACACGAUAGAGAUGUAGGGUACUGCCGGUGACGCAUCUCUUUCAAACUUGCGACGUAGAAGCGUCGAAUCAAAUUGCCGACCUCGGCUAGACGCAUCUGACUGCUAU